AACUACUUCUGCUCUUAAUGUUAUUCAAUACAGGCAUAUCCAGGAUACGUGAGUUUGUGAGAUUGACUGUCGCCAUUCCACUUCAAAUAAAUCCCCGAUAUGUGAUUUUGUGAGUUGGUUUAUUCAGGAGGUGCUGCCUCUAGCGCGUUUCGUGUUAGUCAACAAGUAUUGUAUUCCAGUAGGUGCUGCCAUCAGUGACUUGUACCUUUGGAAUUUUCUACUACAUAAUAUUAAGUUUGAAUCUUUCUCCUUGUGGUUAUUUCCUUCUUGAUAAUAACUGCGAUAAGUUUUAGUUUUUUACAGCUUUAAUAUCGUUUUAAAUUCUUUUUGCUUUUACGUACUCCAAAAUAUUUUUAUUUACGAUAUACCCGCUUUCUAUUUCUGUUGAAUUUCUAACAAUGCAAGGUCAAAUUAAGUAAUGUACAGCAACCAAUAAAUAUAUGUAGAUUAACACUUAAUCAGUAUUUUACCCAUUUCACGUCCAUUUAUUGCUAAUAAAUAGAUUUGGCUUUGCAAAUUUUGCAAGACUGCUGAGAUUGCAAGAUAAUGGAUAAAGUCCAAAACUUAGACUACUUGUAAGACUAAGAACAAGAUUUAUUAAAUUUAUGCUCAUUGGCGAAUGCAUCUAUUUCGGGAAAUGCGAAAAUUAUUGACUCAAGAUAGAAAGAAGUAGAGAUGCGUGCCCAACCAGGCUUUGGGCUAAAGAUAAUGAAUGGAAUACAUCAUCAUUUGCUCCAUGGAUUUUUGGGCAAAUGACAAAUAAUAUAUAAAGAUUUCUGGUAAUUAGGUAACACUUGACUACCAAGUUUCCAGAAAAACUAAUCAUUUUCGCUAUCCAUUUUACACGGCAAUUAGGAAAAACUAAAACGGGUACCUUUGGUUCAGCUAAACCAAAAUAAAAUAAAAUCAAUUUUAGCCAUAAAAUAAACCUGCUGACGUAAUACUACACAAGCAAGCUAUUUACUUUUCCAUGACAACGAGAUUUUAACUGAUUGUAAGGUGCACUGUCAAAUUUAAUUCCAUCUCUUCAGUUUCUACCGUUUUUGUAUCAAAAUGCCUCCAGAGAAAGGGGAAGCGUGCUACGAAGUAUCAAACAUUGAAGAGCCUUCUAUUCCCGUUGAUAUUCCACCCAUGACAGAAUUCGUACCAUUCUUUGUUCGCGACAUCCCCAUAAGGCUUCCUUUGAACACAGGAACCAAUCUUGACGUUUAUUUUGAGCCUUUACCGCCACCGGAAUUUUACACAAGAUUGAACAUUCCCAACGAAAAUAACCUUAAGGAUCUACUGCAAAGGGUAACUGGGCUUCAAAAUGUUGAAAGUGUAACUCAACUGAAGCUAAAGGUAAUAACACAUGACAUAUGUUUACAAAACCUUAGUCUGUAUACGCCAAAUCUCACGGAACUAGACCUAUCUGGAAGUUCUGUGAGUUCGUUGAGAGAUCUGGGAUGUGGAUUAAAAAAUCUAAAGGUUUUGAAAGUAAACUACUGCGGCAUUUAUGUUUUGGACGGUUUGUUUGGACUUCAGACAUUACGAGAAAUCCAUGCAGGACAUAAUUUUAUUAAGGACAUAAGUCCGUGCAGUUUUCUUCCAGAAAUCGAACUCAUAGACAUGAGAUAUAAUCGCAUCGAGAACAUUAGUACGUUAAGCUUUUUAACUCUGUGCACUAAUCUAAAACACAUUAUUUUGGAAGGAAAUAGGGAAAUUGUGAGUCAUAAUCGUGCUGAAUAUAGAAGCACAGUAAGAAAUUUGCUUAGGACUUUGGAAACUUUGGAUGAAGUUGCAUUUACUGAUGAGGAUGGUGUUGUUUUACCCAGUAUAAAAAGCAAACCAGGAAUAAAAGAUGAUACGUCAUCAAUUUCGCAACCAUCGUCGAGUAGAGAAACGUCGUUACCUCCCAUAAAGGAUAGCAAAACUCCCCAUGUUUCCCCUAAGAACACUUUCAAAGCUACUAGUUCAAAAUCAAACCCGAAAAGCAAAUCAUCAUCAACUCAUCAGAAGACGACAGGAUUAGAAUCCGAUUUUCCAAAGGUUGUACAAUUGCCUAAACCUACAACAUCAAAACCCACUGCUAGAUCCUCAACUUUAAAAAAUAGAACAAAAGGCGACAAAGAAAAAUAGCAUACCACAUAUUUUGUAUUUAUUGAUU
Messenger RNA from Agrilus planipennis (emerald ash borer), 2146 nucleotides. RefSeq names its product protein phosphatase 1 regulatory subunit SDS22. The transcript has 7 exons. Bases 1054 to 2118 code for a protein of 354 amino acids. The record is from RefSeq and is a predicted model, not a curated record. Gene Ontology annotation, molecular function: protein binding. Lineage: Eukaryota; Metazoa; Arthropoda; Insecta; Coleoptera; Buprestidae.